UCUCUCUCUCUCCUUUUAUACAAUUACCAGCCUCCAUCCUUCUCUGCUCUGCUUUCUCUCAUCUCUCUCGUGGCAAUCCUGUAAUUUCGCCUAUUUUCAGGGGCUAUUUCUCUCUCUGAGUUAAUUUGGUAACGCUUGGAGAGGCUGUUUUUUUCCGUUUUGAUAUCUGAGAUUGGAGAUGGGAGAAGAAGAGUCGAAGAAGAAGGCAGAAGUCGAAAAUGCCCUUCCAGAGGCGUCGCCAACUUCGAAGGAGCACGUCGUCACCGAGGAUAAAACCGUCAUUCCAUCACUUUCUGCCGAAGAGAAGAAGAAUACCGUCGAUGAUUCCAAAGCUCUUGCUAUCGUCGAGAAGGCUCCAGAUUCUUCUGUAGCACAGAAAACCUCAAGCAAGUCCAAGGACAGAGAUGUUGCUCUUGCCCAAGUUGAAAAUGAGAAGCGGAGCUGUUUAAUAAAAGCAUGGGAAGAGAGCGAAAAGACUAAAGCUGAGAACAAGGCCCAGAAGAAGCUGUCGGCAAUCGGAUCGUGGGAGAACACAAAGAAGGCUUCUGUGGAAGCUCAGCUGAAAAAGAUGGAGGAGAAGUUGGAAAAGAAGAAGGCUGAGUAUGGGGAGAAGAUGAAAAAUAAGGCAGCAAUAAUUCACAAGGAAGCUGAAGAGAAGCGGGCCAUGGUCGAAGCCAUGCGCGGUGAGGAGAUUCUCAAGGCCGAGGAGACGGCUGCGAAGUACCGUGCAACUGGACAUGUGCCGAAGAAGAUCCUCGGGUGCUUCGGAGGUUAGAAAUUCCCAAACAUGAAUUGAAAGAAAAGUAGAAAUUAUGAGUCUUUCCCUUCUUCGCUAUGUAUUUAUUUUCUUAUGCUUUCUUCGUUUAAUCACAGUUUGAGAGUGUUUCAUUACCACAAUAAUGGUUGAUCAUGUAUGUGUAUAGUGUGAUAGUUCGUUGUAUAUGUUUGGAUUCUAGAAACUAAGUUUGAAAAUCUUGGAUGGUUUUGAAUCA
This is a messenger RNA of Magnolia sinica, 992 nucleotides long. RefSeq names its product remorin-like. The record is from RefSeq and is a predicted model, not a curated record. The transcript has 5 exons. NCBI's taxonomy places the organism in Eukaryota, Viridiplantae, Streptophyta, Magnoliopsida, Magnoliales, Magnoliaceae. Bases 179 to 775 code for a protein of 198 amino acids.